Neohortaea acidophila is the source of this 834-nucleotide messenger RNA. RefSeq lists its product as uncharacterized. The transcript is spliced from 2 exons. Gene Ontology annotation, biological process: regulation of transcription by RNA polymerase II. Lineage: Eukaryota; Fungi; Ascomycota; Dothideomycetes; Mycosphaerellales; Teratosphaeriaceae. The record is from RefSeq and is a predicted model, not a curated record. Gene Ontology annotation, cellular component: nucleus. Bases 1 to 834 code for a protein of 277 amino acids.
AUGGCCGGCUACUACUGUCAGCCGCCUGAGGCGGUUGACGAAGAAUACAUCGAGUACGCGGAGCAGCAACCACCAGUCUCGACGAAUCCACCGCAUUGGCACCCUCAGCAACUUCCGCAGCCGCCUCAACAAAGUGCCGCGGAACAACUCAUGCUACCGCUGGUAUUACCGGCGCCAAUGCAUCAUCCCCCUCCACAGACAUUCUAUCCGCCUCCACAAUUUCAACAGCCAUACGGGUACGCUCCUCCUCAGAUACACCCAUGGACGACACCAAUCGUGCCGUCCAACGACCCUCACCGCCCACAAGACAUCGUAUCCUCUCCACCCUACACCGAAUCAAUGGCUUGGUCCCCCGAGCUUCCAGUCGCAGGGCCAUCGUCAAGCACAUCGCUCUACUACCUCUCGCCCAACCUCGCAGAAGGCACGCGAUCGUCACGCGCAGCAUCCCUCACCUCAAACACCAGCUCCGUCUCCCCCUCCGAUGUAUCAGAAACCAACGCAUCGCCCAAAGCAAGCGAAAUGGCGCGCUGGGGCCAUCUCAAUACCAACGGCACCUGGAGCUGCGCGUACCCGGGUUGCUACUCGCGCUCCACGUUCAGCAGAGGCUGCGACUUGCGCAAGCAUUACAAGCGGCACACCAAGACGCUCUUCUGCCGGCACAAGGGCUGUCCGCAGGCGACGGAAGGCGGCUUCUCGAGCAAGAAGGACCGCGCGCGGCACGAGGCGAAGCAUAAUCCUGCUAUUGUGUGCGAGUUUCCGGGCUGCGGGCGGAUGUUCUCGCGGAUGGAUAAUAUGAAAGAUCAUGUGCGUCGCGUGCACAAGACGAAGACUUGA